This is a messenger RNA of Xenopus laevis (African clawed frog), 754 nucleotides long. RefSeq names its product gap junction beta-2 protein. The coding region runs from base 1 to 687 and encodes 228 amino acids. Lineage: Eukaryota; Metazoa; Chordata; Amphibia; Anura; Pipidae. The record is from RefSeq and is a predicted model, not a curated record. The transcript has 2 exons.
AUGGCAGACCACCCAUUUGCCACCCUUAUUUUUCUUGUGGAAAUGGAGACAGUUGUCUGCCUUCUUAGCGGAGCAUCACAUUUGAUUUCAGAACUGGGCCAAGCAACCUUAACUAUUCUAUGUUUCAUCCGCUUUGGUAUCUUGGCUGUUGGAAGUCAAACACUGUGGAAGGAUGAAGAGAAGCACUACACUUGCAAUUCUACCCAACUACUUUGCCAACCCACUUGUUUUGAUGAGUACUCCCCCAUCUCUUCGUUUAAUUUAUUUUCUCUACAGCUUGUUGUUCUCUUCACUCUCUCGCUGUCGCUUGUCUGCUAUAACCAGUCUCGCCACAAGAACAGAGAGGGCAGUCUACUUAGCCACUUCCAAGGAAGAAAUCAAUUGAAACUACACAUCCUUCACCUCCUAAGUAGGAUGCUCAUUGAAAGUAUUUUCAUUUUCACCUUCUUUAAUGUGUCUACAGGACAAUCCGGGGCAGCACAGUGUCACUCAGCGCACUGUGAGGCAUUUGUCUCUUGCCUGGAUCUAAGAGAAGGAGCAAAAAAAAUGGUCAGCCUUGGUUUUUGUACAGCUUCUGCUGUGAGUGGUAUGAUCUGCUUAGGAGAACUUUUGAGCAGUCUGCAAACCAUCUUUAAGGCAAAAAGGACAUCACAUACUAAACAGCCCUAUAACAAGCAGCUUUGUUAAAGGAUAAGUAAACCUUAAAAAUAAGUGAAUGUAAAAUUGACCAGGGUGCUAUUUUAAGCACUUUUUC